CAAGUGAAGGUCACAUUUCAAGGAUUUUUAAUAAUUUAUUGGAAAAAUGAGAAACAUUGUGCUACAGUAUUAGUCAGUGAGUCAAUAGGAUUGUGUUCACCUUAUUAUAUAGAUGAUUAUUGAGUUUAAUAUGAUCAGAAUUUCAAUUAUGCUGUUCUGUCAUAUUCGUGUAGUUUGAAGAAAAUUGAUUGAAAUAUUAAUCAAGGAAAAUCUGUUAUAUCAGUCUAUCAUAGACUCAUAGAACUGUUUUGAAUAUAUAGCUGUAUCUGCUCUUUGGAAGAAGAUAUUAUUUAACACUGUGAUUUUAGACAAGAGUGACAUGGAUAUUUAAACUGUUAAGAGUAAAGUAAUUUAGACUGAAAACAGUCGCUAUAUAUUACACUGGAUAUUCAAAUCUAAUCUUUAAACAUGUAUGAUUCCUCAAUGUUUUUGAAUACUUUAACCCCCAAGUUUUACGUUGCCUUGACUGGUACCUCAUCACUUAUUUCUGGUCUUAUUCUGAUAUUUGAAUGGUGGUAUUUUAAGAAAUAUGGUACAUCGUUUAUAGAACAAGUGUCUUUGAAUCAUAUAUCACCAUUAUUAUGUGGAUCAGACAGCAAUGAGACAACAACAACAUCAAAUACAACUUCAACAUCAACAAAUACAACACAACAACAAACUAUAGCAGAUUGUAAGUUAUGGCGGAAUCCUUUAAAUCUUUUCCGCGGCUCAGAGUAUCAAAGGUUUCAGUGGGCGACUAAUAAAGAUCCAUUAACAUAUUAUGAUAUGAAUCUCUCGGCUCAAGAUCAUCAGACAUUUUUUACAUGUGAAGCUGAUGCUGGAAAGGCUGAAUAUGAAAUAAUGCAGAUGGCUUGGAGAGAGCGGAAUCCCCAGGCUAGAAUAAAGGCUGCACAUGAAGCAUUGGAGAAAAAUACAGAAUGCGUACCUGCAUUGAUAUUGUUAGCAGAAGAAGAAACAACCACAAUUUUAGAGUCAGAGAAGUUAUUUAAACAAGCAUAUAAAAUUGUGGAAGGAAAUUAUAAGAAACCUUUAUCUUCUCAACAUUUAACUCCAUUACAAGAAUCAGUUCAUAGAAGAGAUAAUAAUUUAGUUGUGUAUAUAAAAAGAAGACUGGCAAUGUGUGCUAGAAAACUGGGUAAAAUAAAAGAGGCCAUCAAACUUAUGAAAGAUUUAUUAAAAGAAUUUCCAGUUAUGAAUUUUAAUAUUCAUGAAAACUUAAUAGAAUGUUUGUUAGAAGCUCAGAUGUAUUCAGAAGUUCAGACAUUAUUAGCAAAAUAUGAUGAUAUAAGUUUACCAAAAUCAGCAACAAUUUGUUAUACUGCAGCAUUAUUAAAAGCUAGAGCAGUAGCAGAUAAAUUUUCUCCAGAUAUUGCUAGUAAACGAGGUUUAAGUACUGCAGAAAUGACAGCAGUAGAAGCCAUUCAUAGAGCUGUUGAGUUUAAUCCACAUGUACCAAAGUAUUUAUUAGAAAUGAAAAGUUUAAUAUUACCACCAGAACAUGUGUUAAAGAGAGGAGACAGUGAGGCUUUGGCCUAUUCAUUCUUUCAUAUAAACCAUUGGAAACGUGUUGAAGGCGCUUUAAAUUUAUUACAUUGUACAUGGGAAGGAACAUUCAGAAUGAUUCCUUACCCAUUAGAAAAAGGUCAUUUAUUUUAUCCUUACCCUACUUGUACAGAGGCCACAGACAGAGAACUUUUACCCACAUUUCAUGAAGUCUCUGUGUAUCCAAAGAAAGAAUUGCCAUUUUUUAUUUUAUUUACUGCUGGACUGUGUUCAUUUACUGCACUCCUAGCUUUGUUAACUCAUCAAUAUCCUGAGCCAAUGGGUGUUGUUGUUAGAACGAUGUUGAGUUGGUUGUAUUUACCACUAAGUUAUAUUCUUGAGAAGUUGGAAGCCAUUUUACCAGCUAAUCUAUUACACCAACUCUCACGCAUUUAAAUCUCAUCUCCACAGAUCUUUGUCGAGUUUCUGGAUAGCUUGUGACAGUCACUCUCAACUUUGAUACCCUUGAACUGAGACAAUUAACUGAAAGUUGCCAGAAUUCCUGGUAUUACAAUAUGCCUCUGAAAAUCAAUAAUCCUAAAUGAUGUGCCUAAUUGAGGAGAAUGGAUACCAUAUAACUCGGAACUAGUUAUAUUUCCAUUUUCCAAUGAAUGCAUGAAAUAAAUCACAGUAAAAAUUCUAAAAUGGGUUAGGCCAUGAUAAAUUUUAUAUUUCAUAUCUGAUUUUCAAUUUUCAUUUAAUGUGCUCGGUUAAGAUUUAUCCUUAUAUUUGAUUAUAAUAGGGAAAUGUGAAAUAAAAGAUUUGAAACUGCUAAAUGCAGGUCUCUGAUUUCGCAUUGAAGACAUAAUACACAUUCAAUUUAGAUGUAAUUAGACUCUAAAUGAGCUUAUGAAGGGUAUACUUUAGCAAUAUGAAAUUGUGUAAAUUUACAGUCAAUCUAGCAUUUAUUAUUAAAAGUUAACAGGAAAUAUAACUGAUAGUAUAACAGAUGCAUUGGAUACAUUACACAUAUAAAAGGAUUGUAUCUUUAAUGUUCUAUUUUCUGUAAAAUUAUUUUGUUGUAAGAAAGUAUUUGCUUAACGAUUUGGUCUGGAACUAAGAUUUUUUUUUACUUUAUGUGAAUGAAGAAAGAGAUAUGAAUCCUAGUCUUUAAAUGAAUAAGAAUAUUUUUGUAGAUAUCACAGGAGAAAUCCUGCUGACAUCAGACUUGUUAAUGUUAUGAAAUAAAUGAAUUUGCAAACAGC
Messenger RNA from Lottia gigantea (owl limpet), 2747 nucleotides. RefSeq lists its product as hypothetical. Lineage: Eukaryota; Metazoa; Mollusca; Gastropoda; Lottiidae. Gene Ontology annotation, molecular function: protein binding. The transcript is spliced from 16 exons. The record is from RefSeq and is a predicted model, not a curated record. Bases 409 to 1938 code for a protein of 509 amino acids.